UUUAAUUGAAUAAAAAAUUGUUCUUUAAAUUUCGAACUGGCUUCAAGAUCCAAUAUUCAAGCAUCGAAGGGAUGUUGACGACGACGAUCCGAUCCUCCGCCCCAAAUGGAUCAGAAACCAUCUCAUCUCCAAAAUCUCUCAAAUCUCGUCUCAAAAACGGCGAAACUCUAUACGGAAUCUUCCUCCUUUCAUUCUCCCCAACAAUCGCCGAAAUCGCCGGUCUCGCCGGCUAUGAUUACGUCGUCGUCGACAUGGAACACGGCCACGGAGGAGUUUCCGAUGCACUCCAUUGUCUACAUGCACUCGCCGCCGCCGGAACUGCUGCUAUUCUCCGACUUCCGGAAAGUUGUCCUACUUGGACCAAGAAAGCUCUUGAUCUGGGUCCUCAAGGGAUUAUGUUUCCUAUGAUUGAUAACCCUAAAUUAGCGAGAGAAGCUGUUUCUUAUUGCAGAUUUCCACCUAAAGGAAUUAGAGGAUCUGCUCAUACUAUUGUUCGUGCAUCUGCUUAUGGGAUUGAUACUGGUUAUCUUAGUAAUUAUGAAGAUGAUCUUCUUAUAAUGUGUCAGGUGGAAUCGGAAGAGGGUGCGACAAAGAUAGAUGAGAUAGCGGCGGUGGAGGGUGUUGAUUGUAUUCAAAUGGGUCCGUUGGAUUUGAGCGCGAGCAUGGGUUAUUUAUCGAAUCCAGGUCAUGAGAAAGUGAAGGAGGUUUUGAGAAAGGCGGAGAAGGCGGUGCUCGGCGGUGGAAAAGCUUAUUUGGCUGGAUUCGCCAUGGCUCACGACCGCCCUGAAGCUAUUAAGGGAAGAGGCUAUCAUAUGGUUUCUGGUGCCACUGAUUUGGGCAUGUUCAGGGCUGCCGCCGUCGAAGAUGUCAAGAGGUUUAAGAUUUGUUUAAAGGACACCGGAAAAAAUGGUGAAUAGAUGAAGAUGAUGAUGAUAGUUUUGGUAUCCUAUCCUUGUCUUGCUGAAUCAUGUUUUUUUGUUUUUAUCUAGAAUUUAGAUUGUUGGUUAUCAGGAUCUCCUAUUUCAAUUUUUCUUAAUUUUUAAUAAUUGAAAAGAA
Molecule: messenger RNA, 1056 nt
Organism: Impatiens glandulifera
Lineage: Eukaryota; Viridiplantae; Streptophyta; Magnoliopsida; Ericales; Balsaminaceae
Product: 2-keto-3-deoxy-L-rhamnonate aldolase-like
Exons: 2
Coding region: 72-917 (281 amino acids)
Cellular component (GO): cytoplasm
Molecular function (GO): aldehyde-lyase activity
Source: RefSeq, a predicted model, not a curated record